Molecule: messenger RNA, 1609 nt
Organism: Daldinia caldariorum
Lineage: Eukaryota; Fungi; Ascomycota; Sordariomycetes; Xylariales; Hypoxylaceae
Product: vitamin B6 photo-protection and homoeostasis-domain-containing protein
Exons: 2
Coding region: 258-1433 (391 amino acids)
Source: RefSeq, a predicted model, not a curated record
CAAGCCCCACCAUAGCAUAGAACGUAGGUACGGACGCAAACUCCCUGACGCCUUCCCAGCUGAUUGAUAACUGAGGGCAACCACGGAGGUGAUUGUGCAAAGCACUUAACCCAAAUUAUUUCUACCAGAGUUCUUCAAUUAAUCUUUCUCCCAAACUCAAACAACUUCUUUUUUUUUUGCACAAAUCAACGAAAACCUUCCGCUUUCUUUUUGCUGCAAGACGCUGUAACGCUGUAACGCAUCGUACCUCUAACACAAUGGCGCCUCCCAAGAUCAUCAAAGCGUACAAUGAAUCGGAGGUCAUCUGUACCUACGAUGAGGCUAGCAACCCCAUUGUCCCAAAGAAGACCCUGAAAGGCUAUGCUAAAGAUGUGUUGGACGUCUUUCUCCCGGCUGGUUACCCCCACACCGUAACGCCUGAUUACACGCCGUACCAGAUUUACGAUUCUCUUCAGGCUUUCUCCAGCACUAUUGCUGGCCUCCUUUCAUCCCGGGCCGUUCUUCAAGGUUUCGGUGUUGGAGAUUCUGCUUCCUCGGCAACUGCUGCCGUACUUCUCACCGUGCUGCAGGAGUCAACUGGCAGAAUCGCUACCAUCCUGUUCGCCCACCGCCAUGGCCGAGCUAUUGAGCCGGAAUGCAAGUACUACCGCUUCCUGGCCGACAUUGUCAAUGACUCAGCCUUGUUCCUGAGUAUCCUCUCUCCUGUUCUCCCUCCAUAUCCCAAGACCUUUGCCCUCUGCGCGGCCGGUGCCCUUCGCGCACUUUGUGGCGUCUCAGGCGGAGCUGCUAAAGCUUCUCUUAGCGCUCACUUUGCCAAGAAUGGGAACCUCGCGGAGCUCAAUGCCAAAGAUGGAAGCCAGGAGACUGUCAUCUCGCUCUUAGGCAUGCUAGCUGGCAGCAUGUUUGUUCAAGUUGUCCAUGGCAAGAUAGCUGUAGGGAUCUCCAUGGUUGUUCUCGUAAUUGUCCAUCUCUGGACCAAUUACCAGGCUGUCCGUUCCGUACAAAUGCGUACUCUGAACAGACAGCGGCUCACUAUCAUCCUGGAGGAAGCAACCGGCCCACGCGGCGCCAUUCUUCGUCCCGAUCAAGUCGCGAAAAAGGAGCACAUUCUCACUUGGAUUAGCCCAUCUGUCUCUUUCGGCACUACCUUCCCCCGGCUUCGAGAGAUUAGCCAUUUCAAAAACCAGAAGUAUCGAGAUUGUAGCUACGUCAUUGUUCAGCAACAGGAUAGCUACAAGAUCUUCUUGAAACAGGGUGCUCCUACCAUAGCCGCUCUACAGGCUUGGGCCGAAGCCUUCACUGGAUUGCAUUGGCCGGUGGAUAGCAAUUUCUGGAAGGCCCUCAAGGCUGCCGGCUGGGAUCUCCAAACCAACGCCAUGGAGAUAGGUCCUUCUGUUCGUAUCGUUAUGGACGAUGAGAACAAAUUGGCUUAGUCUCAGCGUUAUGGAAGGCUGAUUUCGUUUCGGAUUUGUGUUUAGUUGAUUAAGGGGUUUUUGGAGUUCACGGAAGGUCGGUUGGUCGGAUGUAAACUAGGUUGAUACCCCCAUCAAGUGCGUUGGCUUUCAGGCACAGGUUCUCGUAAUGGAUAGGAAAAGAGGUACAUAUACAG